This is a messenger RNA of Penicillium atrosanguineum, 1821 nucleotides long. RefSeq names its product phosphate transporter. The transcript has 5 exons. Gene Ontology annotation, molecular function: transmembrane transporter activity. The record is from RefSeq and is a predicted model, not a curated record. Gene Ontology annotation, biological process: transmembrane transport. Lineage: Eukaryota; Fungi; Ascomycota; Eurotiomycetes; Eurotiales; Aspergillaceae. Bases 1 to 1821 code for a protein of 606 amino acids.
AUGGGGAAGUUUCACGCUCGUCUAUACAAGACUGACCGUGCGCGGGAUUUCGAUCAUGAGCAGGAUCGAUAUGUUCGCAUGCGGCAGAUCUACGAGACUAUCGACCGCCAGAAUUAUCAAUGGGUUGUCGUACUAGUCGCCGGUCUGGGGUUCUUCCUGGAUGGAUAUACUCUCUUUGCCAGUAAUAUGGCCCUUCCGAUGAUAUCCUAUGUUUACUGGAAAGAUGAAGUCUCCUCGAUUCGCCUAACUUGCAUCAAUAUUGCGACAUUAGCCGGUACCCUGCUCGGAAUGGUUAUGUUUGGAUUUCUGGCCGACAAAUACGGGCGGAAGAAGAUGUACGGAGCCGAACUGGUGCUCUUGAUCACUGCUACAUUGGGUGUGGUCAUGUCAUCUCAAGGCAAGGAUGGUAGUAUGGAUAUCUUUGCCUGGUUAAUCUGGUGGAGAAUUUGCGUCGGCAUCGGCGUGGGUGCGGAUUACCCGCUUAGUGCCGUGAUCACGUCUGAAUUCGCUCCGACCAAGCACCGUGCCCGGAUGAUGGCGAGUGUCUUCUUCAUGCAGCCUCUCGGACAAAUCGCCGGAAACUUGGUCUCGCUGAUUGUCAUCGCCAUUGCCCGCAAGAAUGGUGGCGAGCACAUCACCAGUGUUAUGGAUAGUGCGUGGCGCUGGGUACUCGGCAUUGGUGUGGUGCCCGGUGCUAUUGCAACAGUCUUCCGUUUCGCCAUUCCUGAGAGUCCACGCUACCUCGUUGACAUCGAAGAUGAUCCCGUCACCGCCGAAUUCGACGCAACUACCCUGUUCAGCGAACCGUCCAUCCCUAUGAGCCCGGGUACAUUCGAGACGGGUAGCUUCACUACUGUUACCGUCGGCAACGGUAUCCAGCUCCCUCCAAUUUCGUCCCUUGCAAGCGAUUCUAUCCACGAAGAUGAGGAGUACGGUACGCAUAUCCCGCCCGCGACUCUCAACUCGCACUGGCGACUUGCCCGCACCGAUAUCAUCAGGUACUUCUGGAUUGAAGGGAACUGGCGCACACUGGCUGGCACAUCGAUGGCAUGGUUACUGCUUGAUUUCGGGUUCUACGGUAUCUCCCUCUCGAGCCCACAGUUUCUUGCCAAAACCUGGGGUGCACUGCACAUCACGCAAUCUGAGCCGAACUGGAUGACGGACAGUCGGCCCGGCGCGAGUGUCUACGACAUGUUCUUCGAGACCUCCGUCCGCGGUCUGAUCGUCCUGAACAUCGGCAGUUUCAUCGGCGGUCUUCUCCUCAUUCUCUUCGCCCACCGCAUCGAUCGCGUCGCCCUACAGAAAUACAUGUUCCUCGCCCUGGCACUUCUCUUCAUUGCCCUCGGGUCCAUUUUCGUCACCCUCACAUCCAGCCCCCCUGCCGUCGUCGCCUUGUACAUUCUCGGCCAGAUCCUUUUCAACUUCGGCCCCAACGCAACCACCUACAUGAUUCCCGCCGAGAUCUUCCCCACUCGCUACAGAGGCACAUGCCACGGCCUCAGCGCCGGCGCCGGCAAGCUAGGCUCCAUCCUCGUCCAAAUUUUCUCCACCUACUACCGCUUCGGUACCGGCCCGAGCAACGUAUCAACCUUCCACCACGGAGUUAUCCUCUUUGUUUUCAGCGCCUGCAUGAUACUCGGCGCAGCAGUGACACACUUCUGGAUUCCGCCCCUUCAACAACCCAAGGGUAACAAUAUGAUUUGGGGCGGAAAACCGUACACCCUUGAGACAUUGGCCCUUGGUCGUAUGGGACGCAAGAGUCGCGAUGCGAACCUCAGGAAGAGGUCAUCUAGGCAAAGGGCCAUGUCUUUUAGCGGAUAA